Molecule: messenger RNA, 1161 nt
Organism: Rhinichthys klamathensis goyatoka
Lineage: Eukaryota; Metazoa; Chordata; Actinopteri; Cypriniformes; Leuciscidae
Product: caspase-8-like
Exons: 3
Coding region: 196-927 (243 amino acids)
Biological process (GO): proteolysis; apoptotic process
Cellular component (GO): cytoplasm
Molecular function (GO): death effector domain binding
Source: RefSeq, a predicted model, not a curated record
GGCAUAGCACAUACUAGUAACAAAAGGCUGUUUUUAAUUUCCAUAGUUCCACUGCUGAGACAAAUCGGAUUUAACAAUGAUCUUCUAUGAAAAAGAUGUGUGGUUGUUGUGUACUGGCUAUUUGUGUAAUAUGUAAAUAAAUGUCAUUUUAAUGUUAUUUGCUUUGCAUUCAUGUAGUCAGAUGAAUAUUAUAUCAUGACUCAGCGGCCUCUUGGAUACUGUCUAAUCAUCAACAACUACAACUUUGAAAAAAAGUCCAAAUUUUCCAACCGUGAAGGCACUUGGAAGGACAAAGAUGAUCUUUUUAGCUUGUUUCAUAGAAUGCAUUUCAAAGUUGAGGUGCGGGACGAUCUGGAAGCCUCAGAUAUAAGAGAUGCGAUAAAGGAGUUUGCAAAUAAGGAUCAUGCUCAAAUGGGCGCUUUUGUCUGCUGUGUCCUCUCGCAUGGAGAGAAAGGCACUGUGUUGGGCGUAGAUGGUAAACCGGUUGAAAUCCGUGAACUCACACAGCCUUUUGCUGAAUGCCGCACACUAGCUAGCAAGCCCAAGCUUUUCUUCAUUCAGGCCUGUCAGGGUAAAGUGGCCCAGGACGGUGUAUGGACAGCAGAUGGACAAGUGAACAAUACAGAAGAAGGAACAUUUGAGGAGGAUGCUUAUAAUCCUGCUUUGCGCAUGGUUCCCAUUGAAGCUGAUUUCCUAAUCGGAAUGGCCACAGUAGAGUACUACCAGUCGUUUCGCCACACUAGAAAAGGGUCUAUCUAUAUCCAGGAGCUCUGUAGACAGCUGGAGAUCUGCCGCGGAAACGAUGAUAUCUUGUCCAUCCUGACAAAGGUAAACCGUGAAGUGAGCACCAGAGUUUUGAAAGGCUACAAGCAGAUGCCUGAACCUCGAUAUACCCUCACCAAGAAGCUGGUUCUUCCCAUGGACUGAAGCUACUUAUUGACUCUGGUAUUACUGGAUUUACGCUGGACAAGUUUACAUUAUUCCGUUACUCAGAAUCUAUAUUAAUCUUUCAGGGAGGAUCGAGGCUCUUUGGUACUAUAGAGUCAUAUUGAUCUUGCUAUCUCUUAGAGUCUGGUCUUAAUUAUUAAAUAAGGUUAUGAGAUUCAGUUUACUGCACAGAGUUAUGGAAAUUUAGUUAUAUGUUUAAACAAUGCAAUUUAA